Cataglyphis hispanica is the source of this 922-nucleotide messenger RNA. RefSeq names its product 39S ribosomal protein L4, mitochondrial (gene mRpL4). The record is from RefSeq and is a predicted model, not a curated record. Bases 39 to 905 code for a protein of 288 amino acids. Gene Ontology annotation, biological process: translation. Gene Ontology annotation, cellular component: ribosome. Gene Ontology annotation, molecular function: structural constituent of ribosome. The transcript has 3 exons. Lineage: Eukaryota; Metazoa; Arthropoda; Insecta; Hymenoptera; Formicidae.
ACUAUUCUAUACCUGAAUAAACUUGGCUUUUUGUGAAAAUGUCAAUGAUAUUUCGGAGAAUUAUUAACAAAUUGCAAGCAACCACUUGCCAAACAUUAAGCAAACAAUAUUGCACGAUCGUAGAAAAUAAAACGAAAGCUGAAGAUAUUACGCCGAUCAUAUCAAAGAUACAAUAUGACGACGAAAUCAAUAUCUAUCAAAAACCUCGGCAAGUUUGGUUAGAAAAUUUAAAUACUGUAGAGGAAAAAAAAUUGGGCUUAAUCACUUUACAUCCACAUGUCUAUGCGGCUGCACCUCGUAUCGAUAUCAUUCACCAGAAUGUGAGAUGGCAACAAAUGUAUCGUUGGGUGAGUUAUGCACAUACAAAAACGCGCGCUGAAGUCAGAGGUGGUGGUAGAAAACCUUGGCCACAAAAAGGCACUGGGCGAGCUCGUCAUGGAAGUAUACGUUCACCACUAUGGAGAGGUGGUGGAGUAGCACAUGGUCCUCGUUCUCCUACAACACAUUUUUAUAUGUUGCCAUUUUAUACUCGAGUAGCAGGUCUUACAUCAACACUAUCUGUGAAACUUGCACAAGAUGAUCUGCAUAUAGUUGAUGAAUUAGAAAUUCCAACAUCUGAAUCUUCUUACAUGGAACAAUUAAUAGAAAAGAGAAACUGGGGGCCAUCGGUUCUUUUUGUAGAUAGCUAUGACAUUAUGCCUACAAAUAUCACACUAGCUACUGAUAAAAUCAAGCAUAUUAAUCUGAUGCCUGUUUAUGGGCUAAACGUGUAUAGCAUGCUGAAACACAAUACUUUGGUACUGACAGAGAAAGCAGCCAGAUUAAUAGAAGAAAAAUUGCUUUAUCAAUUACAUAGAACAGAUUUAAAAGAAUUACAAAAACCAUUUGAACUCAGUCAAAAAUAAAAACCUGUUUUUAGAAA